AUGACAUUGCAGCCAUUAAAAUGUAAUAAAAGAUAUGAGAGAAUUGGAAAAGAAGCUAAAUUUAGUCUGACGAAUGGAUUUAUGAAGGAAUAUUUGAGAAGAGCUUCAUCUGAUGCUGAUCCGAUUUUCUAUCAACAAAAUGAGUUUAACAAAGCUUUGCCACUUCCAUUCUUUUAUUAUAAGAAUCAUAAAAGUUGCUGCCCUAAACAAGCUUUAAAAUGCUUUGGUGAAUUUUCUCCAAUAAGUUGCCCACCGCGAGUUCCCCGAACUAAAGUUUCAACACGUGCAAGAUCACCUGGUGAUGUCAUUCAACCUCAUUUCAAAACUCUUCACAAAACUUACACUCUCAAAGUUGACAAGAAGUUCUUGAGAAAAGAAUAA
This is a messenger RNA of Clunio marinus, 381 nucleotides long. The record is from the annotation of a GenBank genome assembly. Lineage: Eukaryota; Metazoa; Arthropoda; Insecta; Diptera; Chironomidae.